Molecule: messenger RNA, 1024 nt
Organism: Bradysia coprophila
Lineage: Eukaryota; Metazoa; Arthropoda; Insecta; Diptera; Sciaridae
Source: RefSeq, a predicted model, not a curated record
AUUGUGGUGAUUUUUCUCUGAAUACAUCACAUUACGAAAUCGUCGUUGAACACUUCACAAUGGCCGCCUGUGUUCUGUGUCCUCCAGUCAACUCGAAAAACAACCUUUACUCUGACGUACCGUUCCUCAGUAACGCCAUUGAAGAAUUCGACGAGAAGAAAGUCAUCGAUGUUUUGGGAAAAUUUGGAAAUGUGUUUGUGAAGUACAACAUGUUUUCUGAUUUUGCACUUUGUCUUGUGCACAAGCACUUUUCAAUGUCGAAGCAUGAGAUUUUGGUUGACGUCGAAAGUGAAGAUUCUUCCAUAACAGUUGCUGUGCCUUGGAAUUUGGCAGAGGAUGGCAAGUCUGCAACACCAAGCAGCAGUGAAAAAGAUUUGUGGGAAGAGUAUAAACUUUCAACGAGCACUUUUAUUGUUCCCCGAACAUGGGCAAUGACUGCGGAAGGUGAGCUUUGUCCAUUUGAGUACGGAAUGUCACAACAAAACCGUACUCGAGCACCGGAAAGUGCUUUUUGUAUUGAGUUUAUUGAGCUUCUGAAGCAGUUAGGUCUCGAAAGGAUUAUUGGAAUCAGAAGCAUUGAUCCGUACAGUGACCAUAUUUCAUCAUAUGAAACAACGCCUCUUGGUAAACGAGGUAAUGUCACUGUUCAUGGUACUACUCCCGAUGAAAGCUUUUUGAACACUCUGGUUCGAGUAAGUUGGAAAUUCAACUCGAAAGGGGAACUUCGAAGAGAUAACACUGAGUUUUGCAUUGUUCAUACCGGUACAUGUCAUCAUUGUGGUAAUUGUCAUCAUUGUAAUUCCCAUAGAUGAUUACAGCGAGAAUACCAAAGACCAGUUAAUUAUAACUUGCCCUGAGUUAUUCGUCAUUGAAUAUUUUCAUAUAUUAUAUAUUGACAUAUCCCUCAGGGCAAUUUUUUUGAAAUGGCACACUAGAUUGACUUUGUUUAUGGCAUGUUCUUUUGUAGCAUUUUCGUGCAUGGUAUUUUUUCAAUGCAAAAUAAAGAUAUUUUAAACAUUAAAAA